Messenger RNA from Chenopodium quinoa (quinoa), 2215 nucleotides. Its product is annotated as cytochrome P450 71A6-like. Lineage: Eukaryota; Viridiplantae; Streptophyta; Magnoliopsida; Caryophyllales; Amaranthaceae. Bases 634 to 1254 code for a protein of 206 amino acids. The transcript has a single exon. Gene Ontology annotation, molecular function: oxidoreductase activity, acting on paired donors, with incorporation or reduction of molecular oxygen; iron ion binding; monooxygenase activity. The record is from RefSeq and is a predicted model, not a curated record.
UUUAUGAUUUUAUGGUCAAAAUUUAUAAAGGUUGAUCAUAAAAAUUAAGGCGUAAAUAGUAAAAAGUAACGGAGGGGGGGAGUAGCGACCUAUUCUUUUGUAAUUUUUCCAUACAACAAUGGGUUUGUCUAGCUACAAACUCAAAAGUGUAUGAAGACAAACCUCUUAUUGUUGUUGCCCUAAUAUGCCAAAAUUUAAUGAUGUGGGGAAAGCCAUGCAAGGUCACCUUAAUGGCAGUAUAAAUCAUCGAGAUAGCAAUCAACACACAAAGCAUUGAGUAAACUUAUAGAGCUCAAGAAUGUCUAGUGUUCUUCAAAUGUUUGAAAAAUUCCUUAAUUCAAUUCACAUUCAUCCCCUCUUAUUCCUUCUCCCCUCACUCUUCUUCAUAAUCUUCCUCUACAAAUGGCUCUCCACCAACUCUUCAAAUUUCCAAAACUUACCACCAUCUCCACCAAAAUUGCCAAUUCUAGGACAUCUUCACCAACUAGGCGUGCACCCUCACCGCUCUCUCCAGGCUUUGUCUGACCGGUAUGGUGAGCUUAUGCUCAUCUACUUGGGCAAAAAACCUACACUUAUAGUGAAUUUUCCAACAGGCCUAAGUCUAGCAUUAUAACUGAGACUAUAACUGAGACUAUGGUGAGCUUAUGCUCAUAUACUCUUCAUGAUGCUGUAUUUUCCAACAGGCCUAAGUCUAGCAUUACAACAGAGCUCUUGAGAAAUCCUAGAGUAAUGGAAGAACUGCAAAAAGAAGUAAGAGGAAUUGGCAACAAAGAUCAUAUAACUGAGGAUGAUUUGGAGAAAAUGAAGUACUUAGAAGCAGUGAUCAAGGAGACUCUACGGCUGCAUCCACCAAUUCCAUUAUUGGUGCCUCGUGAAUCAACCCAAGAUGUACGGAUAAUGGGUUAUUACAUUGCUGCUAGGACUCUUGUUUUUUUUAAUGUUUGGGCAAUCCAGAGAGAUCCGAUUACUUGGCAAGAACCUGAGGAGUUUCGUCCAGAGAGAUUCUUGCAUUCUUCAAUAGAUUUCAAAGGGCAGGAUUUUGAGCUAAUUCCAUUUGGAGGAGGAAGAAGGAUUUGCCCAGGAAUAUCAUUUACGAUAGCUAAUAUCAAGCUAGUGUUUGCAAACCUUGUGCACAAGUUUGAUUGGAAGUUGCCUGUUGGAGUCAAAGGCGAAACAAUGGAUAUGUCUGAGAGCACUGGCCUCACUAUACAUAGAAAAACUCCUCUUCUAGCUGUUGCUUCUCCACAUCUUUAGUAAUGAAUUAUAAAUGCUCCCAAAUUGAGAAAGGGAGUUAACUAGCCUAGUUGAUCUGUGAGUCUCUAUAUUGUAACAGACUAACAGGUUAAGAUAAAAAGCAAAAUAAUAGCAGUUCUCCAUUAUAUUGAUGUAAGCAUAUAACUGCAAAACAUCAAUACUUCAUACUUCCUUCGUCUCGUAAAGUCCUUUUUUUUUUUUUUUUUUUUUUUUUGGCAAUAAUACGAAUUUGAAUUUUUUUACCCAAGUUGGAAAAUUUUUGGGACCACUUUUCUUUUUACAUUCUAUUUCUCUCCUUAUAAAGUAAACACAUGAAAAGCAACUUACAUGAUUUUACAUCAGUGGAUUUUUUUUAAAAAAAAAAAAUUUAUUUUAUCAUUUUGUGGAGAGGAUGACAAAAACCACCCGAAAUUAUUACAAGAAGCUGUUCCGUGCCAAAAAUUUCCAGCUCUCAAACUGUCAUGACAAAUCAUUGUCAUAAUUUGAUACUAUCUGAAUUUGUAAGAAAUAAAUUAAAAGGGCAAAGAGUGAUGUCCUACUCUCCAUAAUAAUUCUAAAGAAUAGACACACUAUCACAACAACCGCCACACAGAAAUUUUCCCUAAAGAUCCACAACCUUUCUUUUGUUUAGUUAGGUUAAGCGAGUAGGGACUUUGAUAAUAAAAAGAGCCUCUCUUGGGUCAGGCAUUGAGCCACACAGUUGAUUUCACCCACAGGCUCCACUCUCCCUGUCCUCGAAUAAUCAAGCUAACCUAUGGUGACCUUAUACACUGCUUUACCUAGGCAGAAAAACUAACGGAGUACUAUUGUAAAUUCGUCAACAAAACACAACUUAGGUAAUCAUAAAGAUCCGGUAUUAUGACUGCAGAGAUAUGGCAAUAACACCAUCUAUUCUAUGGUGAGUGUUUAAACUUCUUUGGUCAAAAUCUGUUAUCACGUAGUAUAUAUACAAACUAUUUGA